Messenger RNA from Closterium sp. Yama58-4, 1722 nucleotides. The record is from the annotation of a GenBank genome assembly. NCBI's taxonomy places the organism in Eukaryota, Viridiplantae, Streptophyta, Zygnematophyceae, Desmidiales, Closteriaceae.
AUGCCGAAGCCCGGCGAGGGCGCGACGCGCACUGUUACGCUGCUCCCGGGAGACGGCGCCGGGCCGCUGUGCACGAACGCGGUGGAGCAGGUGUUUAAAGCCAUCCACGCGCCCGUGGUGUUCGAGACGUACGACCUCAAGGGUACCAUGCCCACCGUGCCCACCGAGGUCCUCGACUCGCUCCGGCGCAACAAGGUGGGGAUCAAGGGAGGCGUGCGAACGGCCGUCGCAGGCGGAGUCAGUUCCUUGACGGUGCAGCUGCGAAAGGAGUUCGAUCUCUUCGCGCAUCUCGCCUACUGCAGUAACAUCCCAGGGCUGAAGACGCGGCACGACAACGUGAACAUCGUGGUGAUUCGCGAGAACACGGAGGGCGAGUACAGCGGUCUCGAGCACGAGGUCACCCCCGGGGUUGUCGAGAGCCUCAAGGUGAUCACCAAGUUUUGCUCCGAGCGGAUCGCCAAGUACGCCUUUGAGUACGCGUAUCUGAACAACCGCAAGACGGUGACGGCGGUGCACAAGGCCAACAUCAUGAAGCUCGCUGACGGGCAGUUCCUGGAGUCGUGCCGCGAGGUGUCCAAGGCGUACCCGCAGAUCAACUACAACGAAGUCAUCAUCGACAACUGCUGCAUGCAGCUCGUCUCUAAGCCAGAGCAGUUCGAUGUCAUGGUGACCCCCAAUCUGUACGGCACACUCAUUUCAAACACAGCUGCAGGCAUCGCUGGUGGCACCACUGUCAUGCCCGGAGGGAAUGUGGGUUAUGAGCAUGCUAUCUUUGAGCAAGGGGCAUCAGCAGGCAAUGUGGGGAACGACGUAAUCAACGCACAGAAAAAGGCGAACCCGACGGCUCUCCUUCUCUCAUCUGCCAUGAUGCUCCGGCAUCUUCAGUUCCCGUCAUUCGCCGACCGGUUGGAAAAUGCUAUCUACGGCGUGAUUGCCGAGGGACUCUCGCCUUGUGAUCGCAGCCGUGUCGCCAUGAGCAGCAUCGGAACUGGGUACGAUUUGUCCGUCACAACCUAUUCGCCUGAUGGCCGAAUCUUUCAGAUCGAGUAUGCUGGAAAGGCGGUCGACAAUAGCGGCACGGCGGUGGGUCUGAGGUGCAAGGACGGCGUUGUGAUGGGCGUGGAGAAGCUGCUGGUGUCCAAGAUGCAGGUGCAGGGCAGCAACCGGCGCAUUCACAUAGUGGACAAGCACGCUGGCAUUGCUGUCGCUGGGCUCGUGGCGGAUGGAAGGCAGGUCGUCAACCGCGCUCGCAAUGAGGCGGUUAACUACAAGAGUUUCUUCGCGCACAUGAUUCCGCUCAAGGUGCUGGCGGAUCGCAUGGCGAGCUAUGCGCACUACUUCACACUCUACUGGUGGACGCGCCCCCUCGGCUCCUCCGUGCUGCUCGGUGGAUAUGACCGCGACGGCCCCCAGCUCUACUGCAUCGAGCCGUCAGGCGUCACUUAUAGGUAUCACGGCACAGCAGUGGGCAAGGGAAGGCAAGCAGCAAAGACGGAGAUAGAGAAGCUGAAGCUGUCAGAGAUGACCUGUCGUGAGGGGGUGAACGCCGUUGCCAAGAUCAUCGUUGGAGUGCAUGACGAGGCCAAGGACAAGGCGUUUGAGCUGGAGAUGGGGUGGUGCUGCGAGGAGUCCAACCGGCAAUUCCAGAGAGUGCCGGAUGACAUAGUGAAGGCGGCGAGGGAAGCAGCAGAGGCAGCCAUGGAUGAGGACAUGGACGACUGA